Molecule: messenger RNA, 864 nt
Organism: Thyridium curvatum
Lineage: Eukaryota; Fungi; Ascomycota; Sordariomycetes; Thyridiales; Thyridiaceae
Exons: 1
Coding region: 1-864 (287 amino acids)
Source: RefSeq, a predicted model, not a curated record
AUGAAGGCAACAUUCUCGCUGCUCGGCCUGGCCGUUUCGGCCCUGGCUGCCAACGUCCAACGCGGCCACCCGGGAGGGCACGGCGGUGGCGGUUACCAGGUCAUCACGACCACAACCCAGGUGGCCGUCUCCUACACGACCAUCUGCCCCGUGACCGAGACCAAGACGGCGCCCGGGACCACCUACUACACCACCUACACGACCACCAGCGUCUGUGAGACCCAGGUCCCGACCACGAUCUACCAGACCGUCACCGGCCCGGCCAAGACGGAGACGGCGCACGAGGUGGCCUACAGCACCCGCACGACGCUCUGCCCCGUCACGGAGACCAAGACGAUCGGCGGCGAGGUGCAGACCAUCACCUGGACCUCGACCAGCCUCGUCGAGGUCGCCAAGCCGACGACGGUGGACGUCUACGUGACGUCGAUGACGACGGCCUACAAGACGGUCGACACGUACGUCACGACGACCUGCCCGGUCACGACCUACACGACCGUCGUGCAGGGCGCGACCGAGGUGCGCACCGAGACCAGGACCAAGCACGUCACCGUGUCCAAGUCGUACGUCGUCACCGAGGUCGUCCCUGUCACCCGCACCAAGGAGGUCGACUACACCGUCGCCGUGACGGUCGGCAACUCCGAGACGGUCACCGAGUACCCCGAGACCUGGGUCACCGUCAACGGCACGCUCUACUCGACCCGCUCGCAGCCGCCGGCGACCGUGACCCAGCCCGUGACGCGCACCACCACCAGCGCCGCGACGUCGGCCAGCGCCCCCGUCCAGGUCACCAACGCCGCCGAGGCGAAGCAGCCUCCCGCCGUGGCCCUGCUGGCUGGUAUCCUCGGCGCCCUGGCCCUGGUCUGA